AUGAGUCUGUUACGGCUUGUUAUAGGCUUGGCGCUGGGCCUCGCUGUUGCAGCUGUUGCCGCUCCGACUGGUGCGUUUGAGUCGAGCGACUUUAAUGUCACGGAGGCCCUCCUUGAUCAGGGCAUCGACAUCUCUGAAAUACCUGCUCUGGCGGACUUCAACGAGACGGCAGCUGUUGAGAGACGGUCCACAGGCUCAUCCUGCUCCAUCGCUUGCUCUUCCCUGAAGUUCAUCUAUGGUAGCAAGGCCGUCUAUUCACGAGGCGAAUCAACAUAUGAGAACUUCACCGACUCCUACUGGUCGGACAACCAAGCUCAGGUCGAUCCUUUCUGUGUCUUCAAGCCUUCCAAAGGGGCUGAUGUAUCUGUUGCCAUCUUGGUUGCCCGACUGACACAAUGUCCUUUCGCUGCUAAGAGUGGUGGUCAUGCGGCUAUGGCUGGCGCUUCUAGCAUUGAAGGUGGCAUCACCAUUUCUUUUGCCAACAUGAAGGAUGUCACUUUGUCGAAGGACAAGAGCGUUGCAUCGAUCGGUCCGGGUAACAUCUGGGGCGAGGUUUUCGCAACUCUCACCAAGUCCGACCUGAGUGUUGUCGGUGGCCGCCUGUAUAAUAUUGGAGUUGGUGGCCUUACCACUGGUGGUGGUAUCUCUUACUUCUCUAACCUCUAUGGAUGGGCAUGCGAUAACGUUGAUAGUUAUGAUGUUGUAACUGCAAGUGGUGUCAUUGUCAGAGCCAGUGCCACUCAAUAUCCGGAUCUUUUCUGGGCCCUCCGCGGAGGCGGCAACAACUUUGGCCUUGUCGUCAGCUUUAAUCUCAAGACGAUCUCCCUUCCUGGAGGUAAACUCUGGGGUGGUUCAAGAAUGUAUUUCGAGGACUCAUUCCUUGCCGUGGAGAAUGCAUUCGUCAACAUCAUUGCGAACUCAGCCCAAGAUCCACAAGCUGGUCUCUAUGUUGUCUAUGUUUACAGCGGAGGCGCCAAGCUUGUUCUGCCGGCGUUAUACCACAAGGAUCCCAACGGUGGCGCAUCUAGCAUCUGGGCUGACUUUGAUGCCAUCCCGGCUAUCACUGAUUCCACGAAAACUCGUGUUCUGGCAGAAUGGGGCGCAGAGACAAUGAAUGACAGCCCUCCAGGUCUGCGCGAGGUCUACUACGUUCUAACCAUUAAGGCCGACUCUGAGAUACUUACAUAUGCUCGCGAGUAUUUCUUUGAGACAGUCACCACUGUCGCUGACAUCCCUGGCAUUGUGCCAAACAUUGUAGUCCAGGGUAUCACUGUUCCUCAAAUGCAGCAGAUGCAGAAGAGCGGUGGUAAUGCCCUUGGCCUGGAUCCCAAUGAUGGACCCUUGUACAUCAUUCAGCUGUGCGGCAUGUGGACCAAUGCCUCAGAUGAUGACAAGGUGUACGCUUGGAUGUCUGACAUUCUGAACAAGGUCAAGGCUGCGGCUAAGGCCAAGGGGGUGGACAAUGACUACGUCUAUAUGAACUACGCAAGCCAAUUUCAAGACGUCGUCAGCAGCUACGGUGCCACCAAUAAAGCCAAGCUCAAGAGCAUAUCCAACAAAUAUGACCCAGCCCAGGUCUUCCAGAAGCUGCAGCCGGGUUAUUUCAAGCUUGAUCAUGCUCCCAUUAGCGGUUCUGGAUACUUCAACAUAUAA
Phaeoacremonium minimum UCRPA7 is the source of this 1653-nucleotide messenger RNA. RefSeq names its product putative fad binding domain containing protein. The transcript has 4 exons. The coding region runs from base 1 to 1653 and encodes 550 amino acids. Gene Ontology annotation, molecular function: FAD binding. Lineage: Eukaryota; Fungi; Ascomycota; Sordariomycetes; Togniniales; Togniniaceae. The record is from RefSeq and is a predicted model, not a curated record.